UUGAUGACAACGAAUUUUAUAGGUUAUGAUAUUAAAAACAUUUGAGAAACAUGGUAGCAUGAUGGUAGCUAUUCUUGUUUUUAAUAAUUCUAAAACAUAAAUAGUGAACAUGGGCCUUACAAAGGACUAUUUGCGAUAUGUUCCGGCCGGAAAUUUUAAUAUUAUAAGCAGCAAUAACUGUAAUGCUGUAUUUGUAAUAUUGCAAGGGCAAAUAGGUCGCUUUAUAGCGGUUGGAGCAUGUGAGCAUAUAAUCAUUUGGGAUUUACGACUUGGAGAAAAGGCUCAAGUCCUGCCAGGCGAAAAAGCUGCAGUUACCACCAUUUGUGCAAGUCCAAAUAUUAGAAACUUGGCUGCCGGAUACUCUGAUGGAAUUGUUCAAGUUUUUGAUCUAAAAUCAGCUGAAAUUAUUAGUAUUUUUUCGGGACACCGUUCUGAGGUUACAACUUUGUAUUAUGAUAGUUUUGGUCACAAAUUAGCAUCUGGAAGCAAGGAUACUGACAUAAUUGUGUGGGAUACAGUUGCUGAAACAGGUCUUUAUAGGUUUUCAGGUCAUAAGGGUCCAAUUACUAAAGUCAUUUUUAUGUCCAAGGAAAAUGUUCUUAUUUCAGCAUCUAAAGAUAGUUUUAUAAAAUUCUGGGAUUUGAAUACACAACAUUGUUUUAAAACAGUAACUGGACAUCAAACUGAGGUUUGGGGUUUAUCAUUAAUUAGAAAUGAUAAAUACUUGGUUUCUGGAUGUGGUGAUGAAGAACUGAGGGUAUAUAGACUGUCUGUUCACAAUUCGAAUGGCGAAUUAGUUAGUUCAGUUGACCAUUUAACAAAUACUCUUGAAAUGGUAACAUUAGAAGAAGGUGACGAUACAACGCAUCCACUGCAAUGUUUUAAGACGGGAACUAUUUUAAGAGGAAGCCGAGGUAGAGUUGUCUCACUUGUUACUGAUCCUAGUGGACAAAUAUUAGGUUGUCAUGGCACUGAUAAUCAGAUUGAAUUAUUCUAUUUCUGUGCUGAGGAUGAAGCACAGGCAAGGUUGAAAAAACGUUUAAAAAAAGAAAGAAAAAAGGAAAAAGCAGAGGGGACAGAGAACAAUACAGACGAAGUUCAGUCAAGUGUUAACACCCAGUUAGAUUUAAGGGACGAAGUUAAGAGACUUCCAUCUGUAAAAUUGGAUAAUAAACCUAGAAGUUUGGAUUUGGUAUUAGGCAAUGGCGGGGAACUUAGAAUUGCCGUAAAUUUGAGAAACAAUUGUGUCCGGCUAUUCAACUUACAAACUGCACUUAAGAAUGGAGAAGCUCAGUGUUUGAGAGGAAUUUUAAACCAUGGCCAUCAAAGUGAUAUAAAGAGUGUAACAUUCAGUAACGAAAAUGUAGCUCUAGUAUCAGGCAGUGCAGAAAGUGUUAAACUAUGGAAUAUGCCUUCACAAACUUGCUUGAAAACAGUUGAAACAGGAUAUGUUAUGACUCUGGCGUUUGUUCCUGGAGAUAAACAUGUUCUUGCUGGAUUAAAGGAUGGUCGCCUUUUAAUCAUAGAUAUUGUAGUAGGUGAUAUACUAGAGGAGAUACCAGCCCACUCUAAAGAGUUAAGAACAAUUGCCAUCACCCCAAAUUUGAAUGGAUGUGUAACUGGCGGUGGCGAUCAAAUGGUGAAAUUUUGGCAAUUUGACUUAAUAGUUGAUGAAAAAAGUGAAUCAAGAGUGAGGAUUUUAUCAUUAAUUCAUAAAAGGACAUUAAAAUUGGAAGAUAACAUUUUGUGCGUUAAGUUAUCGCCUAAUGGCAAAUUUAUUGCUGUUGCACUACUGGAUUCAACGGUUAAGAUAUUUUUUGUAGAUACUUUUAAGUUUUACUUGUCCCUAUAUGGUCAUAAAUUACCAGUACAAUGUAUGGAUAUAUCCAGUGAUUCUACUUUAAUAGUCACAGGGUCUGGAGAUCGUAAUGUGAAAAUUUGGGGUAUGGAUUUUGGUGAUUGUCACAAAAGUAUUUUUGCUCAUGACGACACUAUUACUGGAUUACAAUUUGUGAAAAACACCCAUUACUUUUUUACUUGUGGUAAAGAUGGUAAAGUUAAGCAGUGGGAUGCAGAUUCAUAUAAUAAAAUUAUUACAUUACAAGGUCAUUGCGGUGAAGCAUUUUCCAUGGCAGUAAGUCCCAAUGGAAAAUAUGUGGUUUCCUGUGGUUCAGAUAAAGUUCUGCGAUUAUAUGAGAAAUCAGAACAGAUAGUAGUGCUUCAAGAUGAAGAAGAGGAAGAGAGGGAGAAACAAGAGGAACUAGCAACAGGAGAACAAACGCUUAUACCUAGUCAACCAGGGUUGAAUCUUCCUAGUAAAAAAACAGUUGGUAGUGAAAAAGCUGCUGAAAAUAUCCUGGAAUGUCUCGAAGUUAGUGAGAAGUAUAGAGAGCAAUUAGCAGAACAUGAAGCAUUACAAGCUGCUACAACUCAAAGUCUUGUACCUCCUGCUCCACCACUGUUAAUGCAAGCAUAUAAUGUAUCGACACCUGACGAUUUUUUGUUAGAAACCAUAUUAAGAAUACGAGCCAGCGAUCUAGAGGAAGCAUUGUUAAUUCUUCCAUUCAGCUCAGUUUGUGACAUUUUGACAAUGUUGCCAAAUUUAAUAGACAGAGGAGAUUGUACGGAACUAGGAUGUAGAGUGGCAAUGUUUCUGUUAAAAUUGCAUCACGGUCCGUUAGUAUCCAAUAAAGUACUAAUUCCAACUCUUCAGAAGCUUGAAAAAAUUAUGAACGAGAAAGUUACUGAAUUACGGGAUUUAAUAGGAUAUAAUUACUAUGGGUUGCAAUUUCUUCAAGGUGAAAUAGAAUCCAGGGAAGGAGUUCAGUUGUUUAGGGAUGCCACACUAGAGAAAAGAAAGGGCGAUAGUAAACGGAAAAAGCGAGAAAAGCUAAAACGAUCUAUAAUGGUGCUUAAUAGUUAGUAUUUUGUAAAUAUUUUUUAUUAAUAUAUUUAUAAAAGUUA
Messenger RNA from Sitophilus oryzae (rice weevil), 2964 nucleotides. Its product is annotated as WD repeat-containing protein 3. The transcript is spliced from 14 exons. The coding region runs from base 110 to 2923 and encodes 937 amino acids. Gene Ontology annotation, biological process: maturation of SSU-rRNA. Gene Ontology annotation, molecular function: protein binding; snoRNA binding. Gene Ontology annotation, cellular component: small-subunit processome; Pwp2p-containing subcomplex of 90S preribosome. The record is from RefSeq and is a predicted model, not a curated record. Lineage: Eukaryota; Metazoa; Arthropoda; Insecta; Coleoptera; Curculionidae.